AAGAAAAAUGUACGGUAAAGCGGCAAUUUGUUUAGCAUUGGCGAUCAUCUUCUUGGUUUCAUGUUCAAUCUAUAUCGGCAACGUUGAUAUCAGGUCAUACUUCUUUUCUUUACAGUCGGCGCAGCGCUCAAUCUGUGCUACCGGUCGUCCUCUCCGGGUUUACAUGUACGACCUCCCUCGGAAAUUCAACGUCGCCAUGAUGGGUCGCCGGUACGCCGAGGAAGCGGGUCCGGUGAUCAUGGAGAACUUGCCGUUGUGGCCCGCCAAUGGAGGGGUAAGGAGGCAACACAGCGUGGAAUAUUGGCUGAUGGCGUCGCUGCUUUACAACGGCGAAGGAGAAGAGAGGGAGGCGGUUAGGGUUUCGGAUCCUGAAACCGCGGACGCCUUUUUCGUGCCCUUUUUUUCUUCGUUGAGUGUUAAUACGCACGGACAUAACAUGACGGAUCCUGAGACGGAGGUCGACCGCCAAUUACAGGGCGAGUUAGUGGAAUUCUUGCGACAAUCCAAGUACUAUCAAAGGUCUGGAGGCAGAGACCAUGUAAUUCCCAUGACACAUCCAAAUGCUUUCAGGUUUCAUCGACAGCAGUUGAAUGCAUCUAUUCUUAUUAUUGUAGAUUUUGGUCGCUACCCCAGAAACAUGUCAACUCUAAGCAAAGAUGUAGUUUCCCCCUAUGUACACGUGGUGGAAUCCUUUACAGAUGAUGACCCUCUAGACCCAUAUGAGAAUCGAACUACCCUUAUUUUCUUCAGGGGAAACACUGUCAGGAAAGAUGAAGGCAAAAUUCGAGUCAAACUCGCUAAGAUAUUGAAUGGCAUUGCUGAUGUUCACUACGAAAAGAGUGCAGCAACCCCAUCUAACAUUAAAAUGUCAACAAAGGGAAUGCGCUUGUCGAAAUUCUGUCUGCAUCCUGCUGGGGACACUCCAUCAUCUUGCCGACUAUUCGAUGCGAUUGUGAGCCAUUGUGUUCCGGUGGUUGUCAGCGACAAAAUCGAGCUUCCCUUCGAGGACGAAAUCGAUUACACCGAAUUCUCAAUUUUCUUCUCCAUGGAAGAAGCAUUAAAGCCGGGUUAUUUGGUCAAUAAACUGCGCCAAUUUCCAAAGGACAGAUGGGUUGAAAUGUGGAAACGGCUUAAGCAGAUUUCCCAUCAUUACGAAUUCCAGUACCCUCCAAAGAAGGAAGAUGCGGUGUAUAUGUUAUGGAGACAGGUAAAGCACAAGCUUCCCGGGGUCGAACUUGCUAUACAUAGGAAUAGAAGGUUGAAAAUUCCAGAUUGGUGGCGGCGGAAGAGAUGAUCUCAUAUUCUUGGUUUUUAUGAUACUGCAAAUCACUAUCUUUUUUUUUUCUUCUCUCCUCAUUUUUUGUAAUAUCUCAAUGCGGGAAACAAAGAAAGGCAGGUAGGAAGUCACAAGCCAACAUCAUGGGUCAACUUUACCAAGCUCAUGAACCAGAGUUUUACCAGUAUACUGGUGACUGGUGAG
This is a messenger RNA of Hibiscus syriacus, 1480 nucleotides long. Its product is annotated as probable arabinosyltransferase ARAD1. The coding region runs from base 8 to 1294 and encodes 428 amino acids. Lineage: Eukaryota; Viridiplantae; Streptophyta; Magnoliopsida; Malvales; Malvaceae. The record is from RefSeq and is a predicted model, not a curated record. The transcript has 4 exons. Gene Ontology annotation, molecular function: glycosyltransferase activity.